Messenger RNA from Symbiodinium necroappetens, 417 nucleotides. Lineage: Eukaryota; Dinophyceae; Suessiales; Symbiodiniaceae. The record is from the annotation of a GenBank genome assembly.
AUGCAUAUCCCACAGGGACCGCCUUUUGGUGUCCCGAACCUUCCAUCCAUGCCAAGUGUUGGUGGCAUGAUGCCCGGUGGCACCGGGAUGCCAAACAUGGCCGGGAUGCCUGGCGUGCAGCCCGGUGCCAUGCCCGGUGCCAUGCCCGGUGCCAUGCCAGGUGCCAUGCCAGGUGCCAUGCCAGGUGCCAUGCCAGGUGCAAUGCCCACAAUGCCCGGUGCCAUGCCGGCAAUGCCCGGCGCCAUGCCGGGUGCCAUGCCGGGUGCCAUGCCGGGUGCCAUGCCGGCAGUGCCCGGCGCCAUGCCCGGUGCAAUGCCCGGAGCCAUGCCUGCUGCCAUGCCGGGCGCCGUGCCUGGCCCUGCUUGCCUCAAAGACCAGCGAGCAGGCACACCAGAGCCAACAGCAGCGCAGGUGAAA